AAAAACCAGCAGUGCGGUUAUCGGCUCCGCGGUUUCGCUUUCCAAGUGUUUUUAAUGUUGAAACUGCUUCUCUAUGGCGUCAAUGGCGAUACGAUAAACCGCUUAAAGAUUCUUUCUUUUUGUACUUUUUUUGAAUUGUUUUUCCUAACUUUUUAAAACCCUACCCACUCGCCUUACUUCCAAGAGCGGUAGCAAUUUCCUUUCAUUUCUCUUCCUUUUUCUUUACUUUUGGUAGGUAGAAGAACUGAUAAUUCUGGGGAAUGACGCUUACAAGAUUCAAAGGUCCUACAAUUUCUGGAGGAUUGACAAAUAGGAAGAGGGAAUGGAACAAGAUAAACAAGUCUACAAGCUCCCAUUCUUUAUUAAACCAAACUAAAUUUUGUAAAUUUAGGAAGGAAUUGGGCUGCGCAGAUGGUGCGCGAAACUGCCAUUUAUCUGCAAUACAUAGAAAUUCGUUGUUGUCACCUUUGGUGGCACAUAGAAAUUCCCGUUUUCCGGUGUUUCGCAAUCAGUUCAGGUCUGACUUUGGUGUGGAAGAUGUGGAGGAGACACUUGCGUCGAACGAAGAAGAGGAUACUGCCCUGUUAAAUUCAACUGAAAAUGUCUAUGCCCGUGAAGUGGCAGGAACAUCGGUAGAUGUCAAGAGGGAACUUAUUAUGCUUUCUCUGCCUGCGAUUGCUGGACAGGCUAUUGAUCCCUUAGCACAGCUGAUGGAGACAGCAUACAUUGGAAGAUUAAGUUCUGUGGCAUUGGCUUCAGCUGGUGUUUCCAUAUCAGUGUUUAACAUAGUAUCAAAGUUGUUUAAUAUGCCCCUCCUCAGUGUUGCUACUUCCUUUGUCGCUGAGGACAUCUCAAAGAAUGCAGUUGAAAAUUUGUCAGCAGGGGAGCGUGCUAAUGGUAAGACUCCGGAUGGUAUAGCUGAAAGAAAGCAAUUAUCCUCAGUGUCUACAGCUUUAGUUCUAGCAGUUUUGAUUGGCAUCUUUGAGGCCUUGGUAUUGUCUUUGGGAUCUGGACCAUUUCUUAAUUUGAUGGGAGUACCCUCAACAUCAGAUAUGCAUUCUCCAGCACAGCAAUUUCUUUCUCUUAGAGCUCUUGGUGCUCCCGCUGUGGUAGUCUCUUUGGCUCUUCAAGGAAUUUUUCGGGGGUUUAAAGAUACAAAGACUCCUGUUUUUUGUUUAGGUGUUGGUAAUUUAUUAGCCAUAUUCUUUUUGCCCUUACUUAUGUAUGGCUUUGGAAUGGGUGUGACUGGAGCAGCUCUCUCCACUGUUUUAUCUCAGUACAUUGUUAGCUUUUUGAUGAUCAGGUAUUUAAACAAGAGAGUUGUAUUAAUGCCUCCAAAGAUGGGGGAAUUGCAAUUUGGUACCUACAUAAAAUCUGGUGGUUUUCUUAUAGGAAGAACUCUUGCACUGCUAAUGACAAUGACACUGGGGACUUCUAUGGCUGCUCGUCAAGGUUCACCGUCUAUGGCUGCACAUCAGAUAUGCUUGCAAGUAUGGCUGGCUGUAUCUCUUCUUACUGACGCACUUGCAGCAUCUGGUCAGGCCUUAAUUGCAAGUUCUCUUUCUAAAGGUGAGUUAAAGACUGUGAAGGAAAUUACGAACUUUGUGUUGAAGAUAGGGUUUGUCACAGGUGUUUCAUUGGCUGCAAUCUUGGGUGUAUCCUUUGGUUCUUUGGCCACCUUGUUCACCCAAGAUGCUGAAGUUCUAGGAAUUGUUAAAACUGGGAUACUGUUCGUCAGUGCUAGUCAACCAAUAAAUGCUUUAGCAUUUAUAUUUGAUGGUCUCCAUUAUGGUGUCUCAGACUUCCCAUAUGCAGCUUGUUCCAUGAUGUUGGUGGGUGCAAUGUCUUCUGCAUUUUUACUCUUUGCUCCUACGGUUCUUGGUCUUCAAGGAGUUUGGUUGGGCUUGACUCUCUUUAUGGGUCUGCGAAUGACUGCAGGAUUUGUGAGAAUACUAUCAAAAACGGGGCCUUGGUGGUUCCUGCAUAGGGACUUUGAGAGAGCUGAGUUCAGUGUAUGCUCAUAAAACCACAGUUCAGAGGCGAGCCAGCUAUGCAGUCUCGAAAAGUGGGGGAUGCAAAAAUGUCUCUAAGCUUUAUAUCUCCCUUGAAUCCAGUAGCCAGUAUCACCAGAUCUGCCUUUAGAGGUGAAUCUUCGUCAUCUACCAUUGUGCCUUCUUUGCAGAAGCCUGUAUUUUGGGUCGUCUUCAGUAAGAUGCUUCCUUCCUCAACUCUUAUCAUAGAAGUUUUUUGGCACCAUUGAGGUCAAACAGGAGCUAAUUUCUUGAUGAAAGCUGUGCUUUGGUACCAUCCCAAACUUUGCCAAAGGCAGCUUCCAUUUGAUGUAACUCUGGACAAUUUUUGAGAAUACCCAUCUCUGUUUAAUAGCAAAGAACCGAUUUCAGUCUGCUGCAGAUAA
Molecule: messenger RNA, 2416 nt
Organism: Theobroma umbraticum
Lineage: Eukaryota; Viridiplantae; Streptophyta; Magnoliopsida; Malvales; Malvaceae
Product: MATE efflux family protein
Biological process (GO): transmembrane transport
Cellular component (GO): chloroplast; membrane
Molecular function (GO): xenobiotic transmembrane transporter activity; antiporter activity
Source: RefSeq, a predicted model, not a curated record